AGUCCUUCAGAGCGCAGACUCAAAAACAAGAUUCAUCUAAUUAAAAACGAUAACGUGAAAAAAAAAAUUGCCAACUUAUUCAGGUUUGCUUUACAACUUUUUUUUUUUUUUUUUAGCACAGUUCAGGCUAAUGCUUUUAGAAUAGCUAGCGGUAGGCGUACAACGACCUAGUUGUGCCACUUUAAGAUAAUAUUGAGCACGAUGUCUGACAUGGAUGAUGAUGUCUACUUGUCCGAUGACGAAGAAGGAUCGGAGACUCGUAAAGACGCCGAGGAAAGCGAAAAGACGACGUAUGAAAAGAGUCAUGUCUGUCCGCUGACCAAAGAGACGAUCAGCGAGGGGCUUUCAUUGCUCUGCCGGACAGGAAAAAGACUGGAACACGCUUUUGUCAAACUGGAUCUGAAAGACAAAGCGCUGACUGACAUAGCUGCAAUCAGCACUUAUAUUCAUAUUCGUUUUCUGGACUUAUCCAACAACCUCGUCGCUGAUCUUUCUCCUUUGGCAACGCUGAAUCAUUUGCUUUGGCUGAAGGUUGACAGAAAUGCCGUGGCGUCGUUUAUAGGGCAACCUUUUGCAGAGCUUACCUUUCUACAGUGGUUGAGUGUGGCAGUCAACCGGCUGACAGACACGGACGGCCUGGUUGGACCGUCCUUAGAGACCCUCAUACUCACAGGUAAUAGUCUUCAGAAAUUAAAUGGUUUGCAAAGUAGCCAUUUUGCCAAUUUGGUUGUCCUCGAGCUGAGGGGAAACCACCUGGAGACCACAGAUGGCAUUAAUCUACCAAACUUGCGCCGUUUAUAUCUGGCCGAAAACUUCAUCAAACGUCUUGAGGGUCUAGAGAACUUAGAGCGCCUCACAAUCCUACAUCUUCGAGACAAUCAUCUUGAGACUCUGGAUGGACUCAGUCCCAACAUGAAGAAUCUUCAGUACCUCAAUGUCAGGGGAAAUGCAGUCGCUGAUGAAAAAGCCUUGGAAAACCUUGUCCACGUGUCAAAAACACUCAAGGUUUUGGUCCUUUCUGGAAACCCAUUGGUGGAAAUAUUAGACUAUCGUCCAAGUGUACUGAUUCUCUCGCCUCAGCUGGAGCGCAUUGACAAAGAGCCAGUAACCCUUGAGGAGAGAAUGGAAGCCCGAAGGGCAAUCAGGGAACUUAAUGAAGAGGAAAUACCUGUACCAUAAGAUUUCAAAAGACUAGAAGGAGGAAGUGCAGGCUUUUUGAAGAAGGAAGCCUUAUGUGUACAAGUCAGCAACAGUGAUUACAAAUUUGUUUGAAAAGCAUAUCUCCUGCAUGACUGAUGUUCUUUAUGUCUAGGUUUGCUUUCUCACAUUUGCAACUAUAACAAACUGACAGAUUAAUUUGUGAUCUAAUUAUUUCCUUGAAAUGUAAAAUUACAGAAUAGCAGCAAAAUAAUAAAAAAAAGUGUUUAUGGCUGUGAGAUACAAAGAUAUUUUGUAUGUGAACCUUGUUCUGCUGUUUUUUUCCCUGAGUAAGGAUGAUAGGGCAGAAUCUGCCUGUACUUCCUUGUGGGCAGUCUCCGCAGCUCCAGAUUUAAAGGAACAGUUACAUUGCAGCUGCCCGUAGACAGUGCGUGCAUUUAUGAACGUAGGGUAAAGUAUGUACGAGGA
Messenger RNA from Fundulus heteroclitus (mummichog), 1626 nucleotides. RefSeq names its product leucine rich repeat containing 23 (gene lrrc23). The record is from RefSeq and is a predicted model, not a curated record. Lineage: Eukaryota; Metazoa; Chordata; Actinopteri; Cyprinodontiformes; Fundulidae. Gene Ontology annotation, molecular function: protein binding. The coding region runs from base 202 to 1179 and encodes 325 amino acids. The transcript has 9 exons.